AUGGCACGGCACCCCAACACGGCGAUUGUGCUGCAACCCACCAAUAGUGCCAUUAUCACUUUGGACUUAUGUCUGCAACUCGGCGGCCCAUCAGCACCGUUAUGGCGGAAGAGCGUAGCAAGAGACGAGAAUGAGGCAGCUGACAGAGCAAUUGAGCGACUUAGGAUUCUCAUCGCGCAGUCCGCGGGGGACAAAAAGAGCAAAAAGACGUCACGCGAGGAGAUUUUGAAGAAUUGUCAGCCAAUUGAAGUUCUUGGCGUGUCAAGCGAGGGGGAGCAGAUCUUAAAUGAAGAAAAUGGCCUAACCAAGCUUGACACUUCUGUUUCCAAUAAGGAAUUCUGGAGGAACGUCAGACAAAUGUUGAUUGGGUCAACUGUUGUGCCGGUUAAAUACAACGUUCCCACCAUUACUGCGGUAGUGCCACCCUCAGCGCUGUACGUGGGAGCCCCAGCAGUUUGCGCGGGCAUCACAGCCCUCUUUACCACAGAGGUAGAUGUUCAGUAUGAAUGGUGCGCACGCGCCGCUCCCAAGAGUCCUGCGGGCACGGGCGCUUCUUCUGAUGCCACUGUGCGCGUAAUCAGUACUAAACCCGUUUUUACUCCUACAACACGGGAGUUGGGUGAGUCGCUGUUUCUUCGCGUCCUACCGGAGCCGGGUUCAGAUUUGUGCACACAAGUGGAGCUCCCUCAGGUUCGUGCCGAAGUGCCUCCAAUGGAUCGCUGGACUCAAACAAAGCAAUCUGUGGAAGCACCGAGCUUUAGGAUGGUUACGUACAACGUCUUGCACGAGGAGUUCUGUAGCACGAGUUCGGCAAAGAAAACCAUUUAUCCCUUCGCAACAGAUGACAUUCUGUCGCUAGAGUACCGACAGAGCCGUAUCGUGCAGGAACUUCUUGCAUACAAUGGUGAUAUUAUCUGUUUGCAGGAAUGCGGGAAAAAAGUGUACCAGCAAUUUUUUUCCCGUGUUAUGACUCAGUACGGCUAUGAGGGAUGCUAUACAAACAAGAAUGGUGGUGUAAGGGAGGGAUGUGCAUGUUUUUGGAGGCGCAGUAGAUUCUUCCUGCAGGAAAAGGAUGAAUUUCCGCUCAACUGGUCAACGAUGGAGAAGGAACAUCCAGCUCUGGCAGCUGAGGUGACCCGUCAUCCCGAGUUGAAGGAGGCGUUGGAGAAUGUUACUUCGAUUGGCGCCUUGGUAUUACUGAAAGAUAACGCGACAAACGAAGAGUUGGUGGUUGGGAACACGCAUUUGUUCUAUCAUGCAAACGCCUGCCAUAUUCGGCUUCUACAGGUAUACAUGCUUCUUCACAAACUGAAGAGCCGCAGUGAUUCGCGCAGGGGUGUUGUCUUAUGUGGGGACUUCAACUUUACCCACACAACGGGUGGCUACAAAUUAGUGACUACGGGACGUACGGAGGCGUCACAUCACUCGUGGGCGAAAGGGGAAGUGUUCCACUGGGGUUGUGACCGCAUGUUAGGCAUCAACGCCGCUGAGGGAGCGGGGGGGUCUGCGGAAGUUGAAACGGGUUUGGACGUGAGAAGGGGAAAGGGAGAAUCUGCCACAUGUGCUUCGAAAAACAAUAAGAAUGACACAAAUAACAAUAAUGAGAGUAAUGGCAAUAGUGUAGAUGCGAGCACAUCAUGUGCCGCAACAUCAGCUGAUACUGGCGUUGCGUCAAGCGUAAAGGCUGAUUACCGACCUCCAUUUGAUGUUUUCCGUGCGGACAUGGAGGCACCAAUGCAGUUCACAGAUGCGUAUGGUGUAACGGAUCCGGAAAUGCCAUGGACUAAUUAUACAAUGACAUUCCGUGAGGUUAUUGACUACGUUUUCUUCAACCCAGACCGCCUGCUUGUCGUUCAGACAAUUCCCAUUCCACCAGAGAGUGAGCUGUCAGAAAAUGUGGCUCUCCCGAACCGGAAGUACCCAUCAGACCACGUUGCAUUGAUUGCCGAUUUGUCGUACAAAUAG
Messenger RNA from Trypanosoma brucei brucei TREU927, 1965 nucleotides. RefSeq lists its product as hypothetical. NCBI's taxonomy places the organism in Eukaryota, Euglenozoa, Kinetoplastea, Trypanosomatida, Trypanosomatidae. Gene Ontology annotation, molecular function: 3'-5'-RNA exonuclease activity. Gene Ontology annotation, cellular component: mitochondrion. The coding region runs from base 1 to 1965 and encodes 654 amino acids. The transcript has a single exon. The record is from RefSeq and is a predicted model, not a curated record. Gene Ontology annotation, biological process: nuclear-transcribed mRNA catabolic process, deadenylation-dependent decay.